AUGAUUCGUUUCGCUUCUGAUCGUUAUUCACACCACUUUCGGAUUUCUAUUGGAAAUUGUUUCUUUUCAGUUGCUCUUGCAGUUGAUCAGUUGCGUUAUGGUGGAUUAGAUAAUCGAAUGACAAGUUUGACGGAUUAUAUUCCGAAAUGUAUGCUUCCAAUCGUUGGUAUUCCCGUGUUCUGGUAUCUACUCAACUGUUUGCAAAGAAAUUCGAUAAAGAUUAUCGCGGUUGUGGCUGAAAGGUUGUUGGGUGAAAUCAAGCAGCUUUUGUCCAGUUCAGUCUUGCCAUCUUUGAAUAGAUUUGCAGAUUGA
This is a messenger RNA of Cercopithifilaria johnstoni, 312 nucleotides long. The record is from the annotation of a GenBank genome assembly. Lineage: Eukaryota; Metazoa; Nematoda; Chromadorea; Rhabditida; Onchocercidae.